Messenger RNA from Xyrichtys novacula (pearly razorfish), 4419 nucleotides. Lineage: Eukaryota; Metazoa; Chordata; Actinopteri; Labriformes; Labridae. The record is from the annotation of a GenBank genome assembly.
AUGGCGGCGUCCUGUUCUGUCCGUGCGGUCUUCAGACAGAGCGUGAGGAGGUGGAGGUGUGCACGAGGACAGGUGUGUGCUGACAGGUCAGUGAGGGUCCGUCCGCGGGGGGGGGGGGUCUGACAGAACCAGCUGAAGAGUCCGUGUGUGUGUGUGUGUGUGUGUGUGUGUGUGUGUGGAGGGGGGGGGGUCAGUAAAGGUCUGACAGGGUCCGGUACUGAGGUCACGUGACUGCCGGGAUUAAAAACUACAACCUGCCGCAGAUGGACUACAAAACAGCGAGCUGCUUCCGGUCUGUAGAGUUCAGAGGUCAGAGUCAGCAGGAAACAGCUGAUGGUUUAAUUUACGGUGUUUAUGAAGCAGCAGCUGUUAGUGACGUCAUCAUCACUUGGAACAGCUGUUUGUGUGUGCGCACGUGCUCUAGCAGACUCUCAGUGUUUGAGGUUAAAGUUGAACAAACAGAUGAACUCCUGUUUCUAAUUUUAACAGGUUUAAAGUUUCAGCUUCAUGAAUCUAAAUGUUGAUUUCAGAGUAAAAACAUGUGACCGGUCACAUGAUUGAUCCGGAACCCAUUUGAACCAAUCAGAGAGAAGCACCUCUCCAUUCACUCCAGCAGGAGGCAGCCUUAGACGCCGUCUGCCUCCUCUCUGUGAGAACAGCGCCCUCUGGUGACAGGCUGCAGUAUAGGUCAUAAACCCCGCCUCCUUAUGGAGCUGUGGACAAACUUUAUAAAUGAAUGACACAGAAUAUAAAUGUUUCUCCCCCCUGGUUGUGAUGUUGACAUGUAGUUACUGUCAGACUGGUUUGUGCUCAAGUCCUCUUUUUUCUGUACAGCUCCAUUUUUAAAAGUUAUUAGGGGGUUCAUGUUUUCUAUGAUUGACACCUGAUACAGCCUAUGGGAGGACAGAGAUUGAGUAGAUCACCGGGGGAUACGCUGUUUGAGCCGAGCGUCAUCACAGAGACUCUCCUGUUGAAUGUGAACAACGUUACUGAACAAAGUUGGUUUCAUGGAGAAAAAAACUCAGAAAUACUGAAAACUUUUCAGCUUCAGAUCUUUAAACUGGAGGAACUGAAGAGUCGAGAGUAAAAACAGUCUGUGGUUCAGCACAGAGGAACACAAACUCAGACAGAGAGAGGGAGAGCGCCCCCUGGUGACCCGCUGUCAGUGACUUCUGUCCUCUCUUCUGUCGUCUUCGUCUCAGAGAGCUGAGUCAGCGCUGUGUGACAUCACAGACCGUGGAGGGGAGACGCUCGGCAUGCUGGGUAAAAGUGACCGAACACGAGUCCUUCUGCAGAACCUUCCAGAACCAGCAGGGAGGAGGAGGAGGUGGAGGAGAAGGAAGAGGAGGGGGAGGAGGGGUGCUGUGGGCCGCAGUAGGUGUGUUAUCCUGAAAAUACACACACACACACACACACACACACACACACACACACACACACACACACACACACAAACAUGUCUUCACCAUACAAACCAAACUAUGGUGUGUAUUGUGCUUGUGUACCUGUGUGUGUGUACCUGUGUGUGUGUGUGUGUGUGUGUGUGUGUGUGUGUGUGUGCAGCCUUCUCUCUGUUCAGCAGCUCUGAUGAAGACCACAGAGAUGAAGCUCAGAAGAAGGAGGACGAGCUGAUCCUGCUGCUGAAGAAAGCUAAGGUACUUUACUGAAGUACUUCAGGGAGUGUUAGUCCUGUAGUAUUAGAAGUAUUACUGCAGUAUAGCGUGUACUCUCUCUCUGUCUUCAGCUCAGUGUGUAUCGGGGUCAGCUCCAGGCUGCCUCUGGGUUCCUCCAUCAGGCUGUAGUCCUCGCUCAUCAGACCCACAACAACCAGGCCAUCAUCUACACCUACAGCCAGGUACACACUCUGACCUCUGACCUCUGACCUCUGCUGCUGCUGCCAUGUCUGCCUCUUUAAAAGGAAGCUGCUGUGUGACCUUUGACCUGCUCUUGUGUCUCCUCAGAUGGCGAACCUGGCUUAUGUUCAGGGUCAGCUGGACAGUGUAAGUGUCGUCCAAUCACAGCUCAGCUUGUGUUUACUCUGUUAUUGAUCAUAUUCACAUGAAGAUCUGUGUCUGUCAUCAUCAUGGUCAUCAUCGUGGUCAUCAUGGUCAUCAUCAUGGUCAUCAUGGUCAUCAUCAUGGUCAUCAUCAUGGUCAUCAUGGUCAUCAUCAUGGUCAUCAUGGUCAUCAUGGUCAUCAUCAUGGUUAUCAUCAUGGUCACCAUCGUUGUCAUCAUGGUCAUCAUCAUGGUCAUCAUGGUCAUCAUCAUGGUCAUCAUCAUGGUCAUCAUGGUCAUCGUGGUCAUUGUGGUCGUUGUUGUUUCUCCUCAUCAGGCAGAAAAACUCUUCAAAGCUGCGAUGAGCUUCAUGUUGUCAGGAGGAACCCCACAGGUGAGAGUGUGUCUCUGUGUUCAUGUCUGUCCAUGUCUGUUCGUGUCUUCAGUCAGCUGUUUCUGACAUCUUGUGUGUUACCAGGACGACAACGCUGUCAUUGAAAUGUCCCUGAAACUCGCCACCAUCUACGCCGAACAGAACAAGUGAGAUGAUCCAGGUUCUACUGUCAACUGUUGGACCUGUGACCCCUGUCAGAGGAGUAAUCAUGAGUGUGUGUGCGUGUGUGUGUGUGUGAGGGCGGAGCUUGCAGAACACGGUUUCAGGUUUUGUACGGAGUCCCUUGAGGCCAAACUGGAGAAGCAGAAGGAGAUCCCUGAGGAGCAGCAGACAGGUGACCCUCUGACCUUCUUCUUCUUCGUUUCUGUUUGUUUCGGGUCUCGGUGAACUUUCAUGGAUUCAGACUCAAACUCAACGAUCCAGAGGGUCGAGUUCCUCCAGAUGUUCAAAGUCUGAGAUCUCCAGAGGCGGGGCCUCAGGGUUGUCUGGAACCAAUCAGAACAGUUGUUACUGAACAGUCCAGCAUCAGUGCGGACACCGUCGUCUGAGCGGCUGUUUUCUGAUGAUGAUGUUGUGGUUCUUCCUCAGAGGAGCAGGAGGCGCUCAGGAAGGACACCCGCCUCCUUCUGGGUCUGUGUUUGGACUCACGGGCUCGAUACCGAGCGUCCAUGCUGCACCUGAGCCAGGCCACACAGGACUACCAGAACGCCCUGAAGAUCUGCCGCCAGGAGCAGGGCGACACCCACCCACAGGUAGGACCAGGAACUGGGGCUCUGAGGGAGAUGCUGAUUCUGGAAGUCUAGAAGUAGAUUUCCUCCUCUGGAAGGACACAAUCUACUGCUUAUAUGUCUAUGUGUCUGUCUUUAGAGAGACGACUCGUUAUCGUGAGAUUGAACGUGAAUCUGCGGGUUCUUGUGAGUUCUCACGAUUAUCGCUGUUUGUAAUCCGCCAUGAAAUUCGCCUCGCAAACAGAUCCGGUAGGAAUUGGCGGUCGUUGAAAAUUGCUGCUGUUCCGGAUCGGAGCCGUUCAGGAUGUGGUAGAAAUCCCGGGUUGGAUGUAAUAAUUUCUCUGACCUCGACUUUCAUCCAGUUCUCGAACACACGUCAGCAACACGCCGAAAUAAAAACAGGAUUUCACGCCAUCGCCGGAUUCCCAAACAUGAUUGGAGCCGUAGAUUUGACCACAUCGUUAUAAAAGAACCUUCACACAAUCAAUUCAGUUUAAUCAACAGGAAAGGAUCAAUAAUCUGAGAUGAUCAAUAAUCUGAGAUGAUCAAUAAUCUGAGAUGAUCAUAUGGAUCUGUUAAACGUUGUUGGAGGAACGCACGACUGUGAGUGUGCACCUCCAUGGUUUCAUUGAUACCAUAUAUGGUCAAUAGGAGGCGUGUCUGAAUGUAAAUGACCGUAACCAUGACGAUGAUGCGUGUUCGUACGACCGCAGGUUCGAGAAAUUUAGAGUUUUUGUUCUUAUUCGUCAUUUUAUUCCUACGACAGAAUCUAGAACCUUUUCUACGAUAAACCAGGACCCUGGUCUUUGGAGUGAACCUGGAGUCUCAAAGACCCCCAGGUAGACCUGCUGGUCUCCUGUAAACCCUGUCCCUCUGGUGUCUCCUCCAGACUCUGGUCCUGAUGAGCGAUCUGGCCACCAUCAUGGAUCUGCAGGGUCAGCAUGAUGAGGCCUUGGUUCUGGUCCAGCAAGCUGUGGACCUGAGCCGUUCAGCCGGACACCCAGACCUCCAUGUGCUGCUGGGAAACAUGGCGGGCAUCCUGCUCCACACAGGUCAAAGGUCACACAGACAAGAGGAAAUGAGCAGUGAGUGGGUGUGGAGGUGACCCUGAUCCGGUUUCUGUUCUUCCCUGGUCCUGUAGGUCGGUUUGAGGACGCGAUGCAGUUCUACAGGGAGGCUCUGAGUCUGGCCCGGGAGGCUGGAGACCAGGAGUCUGUGGACAUGAUCCAGGAGGGACUGAAGGAGGUGAGGAAGAGGAGAGACCAGGAGAGGAACCAGGAGAAGGCUGCCAAAGAAGAGUAG